AUGGAAGACACAACCCAAGUAGUCACAGCCGUCAAUGGCGUACAAUUCAAACCAAAAGAGUUAAUAAAUGAAGCAUCUUCCAAACCAGACGUUGCCGUCAAUGGUGAUCCAAUCAAGCCUGAGACGAAUGUCAAUGGAACCUCCACAGGGUCAAAUGCGACCGUGGAUAUAGCUUCUCCUAAGAACGGGACGGGUGGUAAUGGCAGACCUCGUGGGCCUACCAGGUCACAACAGAUAAAUAAGCUAUAUUCCUACCCUACGCCAUUACGAACCUUCCCUCUCCCAACCUUUGUUCCACAUAAUCCGAUCUCCCUGGUCCAAAUCUUGUACACAUGGCUCCAACAAACUAUCAGUCCCCCCUCGUCACAUCCUCAGGCUCUAUACCAAGGGGUGUUCUCACCGGAGCUUCGCUCGAUUCAUGUCACGGAUGAAAGAUCUGCCCAUGCUCUUUGGCGGGAAGGGUUCUUCGGCAAAGGCAGCUUGAGUCGGAGUGAACCCAGUUGGCUUGACCGUGAGAAGCGCCGGGUUGGUGCCAACGCCUCCAAGACGAGCGAAGAAGUGACGAGGCAGAGGCGUGCAGAGAGACAACAGGCUAAGUGGGAGAGGGCAAGAGUCGGUCGCGAGGCUAUAGAUCAGAAGCUGCGAGAGGAGCAGGAGCUUGGAAUUCUGUCAGACGCGGCCCUCAGGGACAACAAAGACCAGCCAACCAGGAAAACAUUCCUUUCACCUGUUGGACCAGAAGAAUUGCUGCGUCUACCAAACUCUCGAUACGACGUACACCUUGUCAAUGGUCCGACAUCUGCCGUGGCCAACACUACAAGCCCUGGAAGUGAACGGGCGAACGAAGCAGCCGAUGAUAACAAACCCCAAUCGAUCAGGAAGGCAUUCGUUCCACCUGUUGGGCCAGGAGAAUUGCUGCGUCUAUCAAACUCGCAAUGCGACCUAGACCUUUGCAUUGGUCCAACAUCUGUGGCCAACCAUACAAGUCCUGCCGUCGAACAGUCGGUGACCACAGUGGGGCAAGACAAAACAACAAUUCCGAAUGGGCAUGUGGUAUCACCGGGAUAUGAAAGCCCUCCCGCCACUGAAGUUGACCUGCUACUCCGCCCACUCUACAAACCGGUUUCCGCAAAGAUUUCGGGUGACACCCAGACCUAUACAUCGACAAAUAGCGAUGUAUCAACUGAAGAGACUUUAAACCGGCCUAAACCUCUGAACCGCAAGAAGAGUGUUCGAUUUUCGCCCACCAUUGAGCAAACCACAUUCCUGCCAUCGGAUCCCAUCAAUGCCGACUUCUCCAAACCUAAACCGCCAACUCCACCAAAAAUCACUGAAGCAGACGUCACACUCGUCGGACUUCACAAUCAGGAACACAUCCAACUCACAAUGGAAGAAGCCUUCUUUCUCUCAUAUGGCCUAGGUGUCCUGUCGAUCCAAGACGCGCACAGCAACCUGCCAAUCCCUCCUCAAGACCUUCUGCCGCUCUUCCGCCAAACCUCUUCCUUCCCUGUAUCGGCCACACCCCAUACCCGACCAGAUGAUCUGUUUAUCAUUUCAUAUGUCGUUUACCACCACUUCCGCAGUCUCGGCUGGUGCGUGCGCGGCGGCACGAAAUUUGGUGUCGACUACUUGCUAUACAGUCGCGGCCCUGUCUUCUCACACGCUGAGUUUGCGGUGCUGAUCCUACCGACAUAUAGCCAUCCUUACUGGUCCAGCGACGAUGCGAUCGCGAAAGACGUGCAAAAGAGGCAGAGCAAAAAGUGGAAUUGGCUGCACUGUGUGAAUCGCGUGAAUGGACAGGUGAAGAAGACACUGGUACUGGUUUAUGUUGAUGUUCCUCCACCUGUCAAUGAGGAGGGCAUGCGAGUCGAUGAAGUGCUGGCCAGGUAUACUGUCAGAGAGGUGGUGUUAAAGAGAUGGCUGAGCAACCGCAGUCGGGAUUAA
Molecule: messenger RNA, 1944 nt
Organism: Pseudogymnoascus destructans
Lineage: Eukaryota; Fungi; Ascomycota; Leotiomycetes; Thelebolales; Thelebolaceae
Gene: SEN2
Product: tRNA splicing endonuclease subunit sen2
Exons: 1
Coding region: 1-1944 (647 amino acids)
Biological process (GO): tRNA-type intron splice site recognition and cleavage; tRNA splicing, via endonucleolytic cleavage and ligation
Cellular component (GO): tRNA-intron endonuclease complex
Molecular function (GO): tRNA-intron lyase activity; nucleic acid binding
Source: RefSeq, a predicted model, not a curated record